Myxocyprinus asiaticus (Chinese sucker) is the source of this 1624-nucleotide messenger RNA. RefSeq names its product dolichyl-phosphate beta-glucosyltransferase-like. NCBI's taxonomy places the organism in Eukaryota, Metazoa, Chordata, Actinopteri, Cypriniformes, Catostomidae. The record is from RefSeq and is a predicted model, not a curated record. Bases 201 to 1172 code for a protein of 323 amino acids. The transcript has 10 exons. Gene Ontology annotation, cellular component: endoplasmic reticulum membrane.
CUGUGACAGGAAGUAAAGUUCAACUAUGGAGAUUUAACUGUUUAUUCUGAAAUUUAGUACGGCACUCAUUCAUAUCUGUUUCGCCUCAUGAACUCGCCGGAAGGCUCGUUUUAAAGGGGGUUCUGCAUGAAAAAGCAGGAAAGUUAGUCAUACAUUGGUGACAGCUUCUCUGCAGUGCUGUGUUGAAUGGGAUAUGGAGGAUGGAUUGCUGUAUAUGUGAAAUAUUGCAAUGUUUGCUUUUACUGUUGCUGAUCGCCUUAUUUUUGGUUGUUGUGAUUGCUCAUGUCAGUGCUAAGAUGGUAGAUCAGACACGUCAUGAAAAGGAGAAAUACUUCUAUACUGCAGAGGGCAAAAAGGAGUCUUUCACCAGUCUGUUGGAGCCUCACUCACUGGAGCUGUCUGUGGUCGUCCCUUCAUACAAUGAGGAACUCAGAUUGCCUGUCAUGAUGGAUGAAGCCAUGGAAUACCUGGAGAAAAGACAGAAGAAGAAUCCAUCAUUUACCUAUGAAGUCAUUGUAGUAGAUGAUGGCAGCAAAGACAAAACUACAGAGGUUGCCUUAAGAUACACAAAGAAGUAUGGAGCACAAAAAGUGAGAGUGUUGACGCUGGUGAAAAACCGUGGAAAAGGUGGUGCAGUGAGAAUGGGAACUCUAAGCUGCCGUGGGCGGCUCAUUCUUAUGGCUGAUGCAGACGGAGCCACUAAAUUUGCUGACAUUGAAAAGGUGGAGGCUGGUCUUAGGAGCAUCAGCCACAAGCCUGAUAACAUGGCGAUCUCCUGCGGAUCCAGAGCUCACCUCGAAAAAGAAUCAGUGGCUCAGCGGUCUGUAUUCCGAUCGUUCCUGAUGUAUGGAUUCCACUUCCUAGUGUGGUUCUUCUGUGUAAGGGGGAUUAAAGACACACAAUGUGGGUUUAAGCUUUUCACUCGCGAAGCAGCCUUGAAAACCUUCUCCAGCCUCCAUGUGGAACGCUGGGCGUUUGAUGUAGAACUUCUGUAUAUUGCUCAGUGUUUCAAAAUCCCUAUAGCAGAAGUGGCUGUUAACUGGACGGAGAUUGAAGGGUCAAAGUUGGUGCCGUUCUGGAGUUGGCUACAGAUGGGACAGGAUCUACUCUUUAUCAGACUGCGUUACCUCACUGGUGCCUGGAAGCUGGAGUCUGAAAGAAAAACUCAGUAGCCCUUGUUACUGCUAGUGUGCCGUUCAUGGGCUGACAGAGGCUUGUGGGGGCCAACGGUUAAUUCACAGCCCACAGCCACAAAUGAAAUACACUGUGGAAUCAGUGAAAAGCAUUACCAUUUUAUCAUCACUGACUGUGCUGUAAACACAUAAGAGGAUUGUUCAUGUUUUUAUUUUCUUGACAUACUAUGUGAAGUUUUGGUUUGAAAAGGGCAGAUGGUUCUUGGCCAAAUAAAAAUUAUGAUCAGUUAAAUGCCGUUUCUGCAUUUACAAUAAAUUUGAAAAUAUAAUGCGAAAAGACGGAGCCCUUGAUGCAGAGUUUUUACAUUUCAGCAGAUUUUUUUUUGUUUUGUUUUUUUGAUAAAGGUUUUUAAAAGACUACUGCCUUUAAAACAAGAACAAAUAUCUGUUUGUGAAAUAAGAUCAAUAAAGGCCUGCUCUCGGCAAAGUAA